AUGGAGUCCAAACCCAACGUCAGCUCUGCACGUUUGACUCUUCUUUUCAGACGUAGGGGUUCAUCCGUCUUUACCGAUGAGUGUUCAUUCGGCACAGCCACUUUGCCCAUUGAAAUGCGAAGUCUUGCAGUCAUUCCCUGCUUCGUUGGCAUAUGGGGCGUCCUAGGCGUUUCAUGUUGUGAUCCGACGAGCCCCAAUAACACCAUCCCACUGGCAGGGUCGGCCUAUCCGAAUCAGGGCGACAUUCUCUCCUCCUGCAUUACGAUCUCCCCAGCAAGAAAUGCUCGGUGGGUGGGAGAAAUGCACAUGUCUCUCGUCCAAAUUUCCCCGGUCCCUGUCACCAAGGGUCAACUUACCAAUGCAUACCUCGGCCAGGAUGAUAUAAGACGAGGUAGCUUGGAUGAAAAGAUCGAGCUUUCUGCCGAUGGCUCGGUCUUUCCCUCGUACGUUACGGAAGCACCCCCAUCCGUCCGCACACCACCCGAGGCCCCUGUCGGCGACCCAUCUAUGCCCAAAUUGGAUUUCAAAGAUGAUACCCUAAUGAAAAUACUUGAUCAAGGGAGUAGCAGUGGAUCACACAGAUGGACAUACGUGAGCCGGAAAGAAAGAAGCAAAUCCGGGGGUUCGAUGUAUUGGAAACCAGUGGGCAACAAACUUAACGCACCUCAAAGCCCACAAGCACGUGUCGAUGUUUCUGUUGCAUCGAUUAACACCAAACACUCAGGGGCCCUCAGCGUACAUAUUGAUGGCGCUUGUGAAUUACAGAAGCUAUUGCAUGUGGUUGAACCUCUGCCUAGCCCACGUUGCGGUCUAGUCAGAGUGACGCACUACAGUAUAGGAGCCUGGAGCGCAUGUGAGGCUGAGGCGCAAAAUGCGUACUGUCUGCGAUCAACACGCAAGUCGCAUAUCCUAUACGAAGGGCAAAGAGCCAUCCAAAAACGGCAGGAUUCUGAAACUGAAGCUGCCAACUCUUUGUACGAGUUCCACGAUGCUUUUCGCAAUCGCCUCAUUCUCGACCCGCCGAAUCAUAGCGACGCAACUUGCGACAGAACGCAGGCAGACCUUUUGCAAGUGCAGCCUACCGUUUGCCCCGUCUGCGAAGAUAUCGAGCCGCUGGAGGUCAAGUCGGCUGACAUGCACCGUUGGCCUUACGAGGAAUUCUCAGUAAAGGGCGGUACACUCAAGGAAUCUCCUCCAGAAGGCCUCAAGUGGCCCCCUGACGAUGAUGAGAAAGUUACAAUCAGGAUCAGGAAACAAAGUAUAUCUUGCGCAAAGAGUUUCUUCAUCAAGAGUCUUUAUCAGACUCAGAGUGCUAACCUCUUCCCCACAACUUCGUCUCACGAGAUGCCCGUCAACAAAAUCUUUCCAGCAGAAGAAGAAAGAAGAAUUUGGCAGGCUGGAAUCUGCAAAAUGCUACCUAGCUCGCCAAAUCAUGGUUCUAUAACUGCUGCAAAAGAUGUUCCAAUCGGUCGGCUUUGUAUCAUUCAAUAUUUCGUAGAAGAUUGGGCUCACGAAGCGGCUCUCAUGUAUGCGAUGUACUCUGGCGCAACACUCACACUUAGCGGCCGAUGGGAGCAACUCAGCUACCGGAGACACUCGUCGGGCUUCGUCACGCUCGACGGACACAUUGUUCGCGGCCUACGGCUGAGCAUCAUGCAGGGCAUCUACGAGGGCGGCGACGUCAAGGAAAUGUGUUUCCUGAGACUUGCUGAGACGUAUGAUAUCUUUAUCGAGUUCGCGCCCGAUGACCCGCCUAGUUUGCCGCAGAGAUGGGGAUCUGAUCUUACCGAGGUCUUGAUGUCGUGGAAGAUUUCGGGCGAGAGGGGAAUUGCUGAGGUGAGUGAGGAACGAACACCUUCGUUCUCGUUCCCGCAGUCACGGGGGAUCGAACAAGGCCCCUUGACUCCGAGGCCGGACUCUAGGAAGAUCAAUCCCACCGGGAAUAGGCGUCACCGAGAACGCCGACUUUUUUGUACAACUGGCGAUGCAAUAAACGAUGACUCCAAGUCCGAACCUAGUACAAUUUCAAAAGCUCAUCAUUAUGACACUGCCAGCGGGGGUGCCUAUCAGGCCCUCAACGCAGACGUCGGCCCGUUUUAUGGAAGUGAUGCUAAGACCACCCUCUUCACCAGGGGCUAUUCCACCCUGAUUAAAGUUAGGAAGGUUGGAUAUCGGGCCGCCAAUGUCUAUCAGAUCAACAUAUUUUCCGCGAUACGCCGAUGGAAAAUUCUCAGAAAAGGCGGUACAUUUCAUAAAUCGGCCUGCAGAAAACAGCUCAGUUUGUUCAAUUUUAGUGUGGCAGCUAUCAGUGCAAGUUUGGCUCCCAACCACUCGAAGCACUGCAAGUCGCCAGAAUUUUACCACGAAACGUGCAUAUUUUUGCGCUGGGCAGUGCAAAAGUAA
Molecule: messenger RNA, 2403 nt
Organism: Colletotrichum lupini
Lineage: Eukaryota; Fungi; Ascomycota; Sordariomycetes; Glomerellales; Glomerellaceae
Exons: 23
Coding region: 1-2403 (800 amino acids)
Source: RefSeq, a predicted model, not a curated record